This is a messenger RNA of Vanessa atalanta (red admiral), 5226 nucleotides long. It is a transcript of the gene RhoGEF2, whose product is annotated as rho guanine nucleotide exchange factor 11. Gene Ontology annotation, molecular function: G protein-coupled receptor binding; guanyl-nucleotide exchange factor activity. Gene Ontology annotation, biological process: G protein-coupled receptor signaling pathway. The record is from RefSeq and is a predicted model, not a curated record. Gene Ontology annotation, cellular component: cytoplasm. Lineage: Eukaryota; Metazoa; Arthropoda; Insecta; Lepidoptera; Nymphalidae. The transcript has 34 exons. The coding region runs from base 272 to 5215 and encodes 1647 amino acids.
UAAAGCAAAAUGGCUGAAACUCGUUGGUCUGCGACAGACGUCCCGUGAAAUAUGUGUAAUAUUGAAGGGUCACUAUUGUAAAUAAACAUUGAAGUGCAAGUGGCGUAUUUCUUGUCGUGUCCCGUGAUAGUGCAUACUGUGUUUACCUGUGUGUUAAAAUUGUGAUAAUACGAAUAUAAAGUAAAGUUUUUAAAAGUGUUUUUGUGUCUUGUUUUUACGGAGAUCAUCAACUUGCUGUCUGAUUUGGAUUUAUGUUUACUUGGUUACGGUGAUGCUAGGCGGGACGGGAGGUGGGGGGUCGCCGGGCGGCGAGGACCUGCUCACCGUCACCGUCGUGCGUGACGAGCACGGCUAUGGAAUGAAGGUGUCAGGUGACAAUCCCGUAUACGUGCAAUCAGUGAAGGAACACGGUGCCGCUUGGCGCGCUGGUCUGCGCGCUGGAGACCGUAUCUUGAGAGUUGACUCCGUACCAGUACAUCAUCACACACAUCAGCAAGUCGUGCAUAUGAUACGAGCUAACCCCACCACAGUACUGACAGUGCAACAGAACAGUUCACGGCAUAACAAGACGCCGAUAACGGCGCCGUUUCCAGUCAAUCAAGAGAAGCAACGACAGCUAGAAGUAUCCAAAGCGCAGACGGUGCGGUUGAUGCUCGAAAAGGAACAAAAGUACAUGAGGGAUCUCAGAAAUGAGCUGCUCAAAGUUCCAGAUGUAAGGAAGCAGGCGCAGCUCGAGUCCGCGGAACAGCGAUGUUUCACACUCCAGCACGAGAUCGACUCCAUCAUGGCGGCUCAGUCCCCCGGCACGCCGAAGGCCGGGCGCGCCAAGGAGGCCGAGCGCGGCAACUCGGGCUUCCUCAGCGGCAUCCCGCGCUCGCUGAGCAACCUGACCGGCCAGAGCCUGCGCAACCUGCGCCAGAGCCGCCAGAAGGCCGAGGCGCCGCUCGUGCGCCAGAACUCGGACGAGGGCCGGCGGCGCGCGCACACGCACACCGUGCCGCUCGUGCCCACCACGUGCCUCGACAACGCGCCGCCGCCGCUGCCGCCGCGCCGCGCGCCCGCCGCGCCGCCCGCCAGCCCGCCCGCCGCCGCCGCCGCCGCCGCCGCCCACUACAAGAAGCCCUAUCCGAUGCAUCACUCGAUGCCUCCGUAUAGGGAGGAGAAGCUGCGGAGGUCCUCUCACUCGUUGGACGGGGAGCUCGAGGGACCUCAGCCGAAUUCGAUCGCGUUGCAGAUGAACUAUCCCCUGGUCAACGCGCCGCCGCCUCCCCUGCAGACAGAUAAUCGAGGCGGUGUUCCAGUUCUGCACAUGAGGAGUCAGUCGUCUCCAGAACAUCUGGACCACGAACUGCCUAGAACGAGCGCGGCGGGCGCGGCGGGCGCGGACAAGGAGCGCUGGGCGCGCGGGACGCCGCCGCCCGGCACCCCGCCGCCCCCCUACCCGCACCCGCAGCCGUGUGCGGAUCCUCAGCGAGCCAUAAUAUCCAUGGAGGAGGACGAUUCGCCCGCCUCGGAAAACUCGUCAUAUUCCGGACUAUUCUCGAAUCUCCGGUCAGUGAGAGAAUCAAAAGCGAGAACGGCGGUACUCAUAAACUGGUUGUUAGGAGAGAGGAGGUGCGCGUGCGCGAGCCUCGUGCUGGUGCUGACGGACGCGUACCGCGGCGCGGCCGGCGUGGCGGCGCACACGCUGCGGCGCUGGGCCUACGAGAUACACUCCACCUUCCUCAUGCCCAACGCGGUGUUGCAAUUAAACGGCGUCGAUGAGAACAUGGCGAACGAAAUUGAACACGUCCUAGUUAAUGAGUUCGACAAGGAGGAGCUGCUCCGGAACGUGUUCCUGAAGGCGCGGCGCCAGGCGAAGGAGGAGCUCGGGCGGCAGCUGAGCGAGUUCCAGGUGAAGCGGCAGGUCGGGCUCGGCACGCUGUACGGGCCCGAGGACAGCGUGCUGCAGCGCUGCUCGCUGGACAAGGCGCAGGAGCAGGUGGUCGUGGAGCGGCUGCUGUGCCAGCGGCUGGCGGCCGUGGCGGCGGGCGGCGCGGCGGCGUGCGGCGGCGGCUCCGCGCCCGACGCGCACGCCGCGCUGCUCGCCGCGCUCGUGGCCGCCGCGCUCUGUCUGCACUGCAGGCCGGCGUCGGUGGCGGCGGCGGUGGGUUCCCGCUCCUCGUUCCUCCAGCGAGAUAAGCUCUACAAGCAGAGGCUCAAACAACUCACCAAGCAGCAUCCGCAGCCCUUCGUGGUGCGCGGGCACCACCUGCAGCUGCAGGCGCUGACGUCGGUGGCGCACUGCCACCACUGCGACCUGGUGAUCUGGGGGCUGGCGCCGCAGGCCUACGUGUGCGCCGACUGCAAGCUGCGCGUGCACCGCGCCUGCGCGCGCGCCGUGGACGAGGGCUGCUGCCUCGACGGCGAGGCGCCGCCCAAGCGCCUGUCGCGCUUCAUGGAGCGCAUGCACCCGCCGCCCGGUCUCGACUCCGGCGACAAGAAGUCGAGGAAGUCGUCGGGCACCGCCAACUUCCUCAACAUGGAGAGGAGUUUUCGAAAAGCGGAGGACGACACGUGGGACCAAACGUUAACACCUGCCGCGGUUCAAGGAGAAUCGAGGCGAGAGGGAUCGACCGACGAGCCCACAGCGCCAGAACUAGACGUCGACACCAACGACACCAGUACCAAGGAGAACGAAACGAAAGAACACAGUAGUUGGAAAGGCGCGAAUGCAUCUCGCGGCGUGAACCGCGCGGAGAGCUGUCGCGAGCGCGACGCACCGAGACGGGGCAAGCAUCGCAACGCGUCCGAUCCGAACCGGCUCACUGCUCAUCCUAACCAUGAUCUCGAGCCAGGCGCGCCUACUGCGCCAUCGGGUAGCUCAAGCAGUUCCAGUCUCUCUUCUAGAAGUAAUGAGAGUAACACCGUCGCUACCGAACAACAAGCUUCCCAAUCUGACUGGUCCGAGGAAGAGGAACCCCUCGCCGCCCAGUGGUCGGACAGCUUGCCGCCGCACAUCAGGGACUCGAUCGUACUCUCGGCUCCCAUCAGGAAACGACAGGAGGUCAUUCACGAGCUAAUAGUGUCCGAGGGCUCGCACGUGCGCUGGCUCAAGGUGCUGGGCGUGGACUUCCUGAAGCCGCUGGAGCGGCAGCCGGCGCUGCUGCCGGCGGAGGAGCUGCGCGCGCUGUUCCCCAACCUGCCGGGCGUGCGCGAGCGCCACUCGCGGCUCUACGCCGAGCUGCGCGCCGUGCGCGGCCGCGCGCCCGACCACGUCGUGCGCCUGCGCCCCGUGGCCGACGCGCUGCUCAACACGCUCGGCGACUCAGGCUACGCCUCGUGUCUCUCCAAGUUCUGUCGCGGUCAGCGCAUGGCACUGGACGCGUUGCGCGAGAGGAGGCGCAAGAACAAGGAACUGCACCAGUUCCUGACGGGACGGGAGCAGCUGCCGCGCUGUGGACGCCUGCAGCUUAAGGACCUGCUGGCCUGCGUGUGGCAGAGGUUAACAAAGUACCAACUUCUGCUGGAGAGCAUUCUUAAGACGGCGAGCGAGGACGAGAGCGCGGACGGCGACAGUCUCGAGGACAUCAACCAGCUGAGGAAGGCGCUCAACGUGGCCAAGGACGUGCUGCACAGCGUCGACACCGCCAUCCGCACGGCGGAGAACGAGCACCGCCUGCGCACGAUCCAGAGCAAGCUGGAGGUGCGCAUUCCGAGCGGCGCUGGGGGAGCGGAGUGCGACGAGCUGCGGCGCCUGGACCUCACGACGCACUCGCUGCGCCACGAGGGGGAGCUGCUGCUGCGCACCGACACCAAGAAGAUCAGCGUGCUGGCGCUCAUGCUGGAGGACAGCCUGGUGCUGCUGCAGCGCGAGGGCGACAAGUUCGUGCUGCGGCCGCUGGCGCAGCCCUCGCACGCCGCGCUGCUGUCGCCCAUCAUCAAGUGGGAUAAGGUCCUGUUCAGGCCGAACGCGGCCGUCCGGAACACGUUUUUCCUGAUGAACAUCAACGCCAUACAAAUGCACGAGCUGUCGGCCAACACGGCUGCCGAAUAUAGCACCUGGGAGAAGCACAUCCGGGAGUCCCCGCUGGCGCGCCUGGCGGAGACCAAGCCCGCUUUGAGCGCCGCCCACCAGCACACUCGCUCCACCGACGACUCCGGCAUUAACGUGUCAAGGAAUCCCUCCGACGCGUCCGAGAAAUCGACGUCCAGCGCCCCCCCAGAGGAGACCUGCGAGAGCGAGCGGGACAGGGCGUCCGUAGAGCGAGACGACGCGAGCGAGCGAGACAAACACUCGCUGGAGCGGGAGGAGGAGCGGGAGCGGGACACGCGCUCCGCGUCCGUCGACAAGGAGGAGGAGGACGAGAGGCACGACGGCGUCCCCCCCAGACAACGGCGCGCAGUGGGGCGCAUCAGCACGCACAGCGCGUCGCCCGCCGCGCUCGAGCCCUGCGUCGGCGUGCGCGCCGCGCCGCCCGCCCUGCACACCGCCACGCGCGCCUUCUCGCACCACGAGCGCCUGCGGCGGCUGGACGAGGCCAUCCGUCGCGCGCUGCGCGCCAAGAGCCUGGUGGUGGCCGAGCUGCUGGGCGUGCCGCCCGACAGCUUCGCGCACCUGGCGGAGCUGGCCGUCGCCGACACGCUGGGCCACGUCGACGUGUGCGGCGAGCUGCAGACGGCUCGCGAGACGGAAACGUCACCGGACCUGCACCAGCUGCUGCUGGCGGCGCAGGCGCAAGCGAACCAGUUGACGGAGGCCCUUAGCGGCGCGCUCAACGUGAGCGAGGCGGGGGCCAUGUCGGCUCGGGCGGGCCGCUGCGACUCGUGCCGCGCCCGGAGGGCCCCCGCCGCCCCCGCCGCCCCCGCGUCGCCCGCGCCCGCGCCCUCCUCGCCCGCGCCUCGACUCGGAGAUACGAAUGAUCACCAAAUUGAAAAGUCGGACGAGGCAGAGAACUCGCGCACAAGGGACAGAUUCGAUAACAGCCUGGAGGCCGACGCGUCCUUCGACAUGUUGACCGACCUGUCGGCCAACGAGUCUGCGCUGGAGGCCGUUUAUGGUACGUCGGUUUUAACACGUAAUAAUGUUUUAUCGCAGCUCGCGUACCGCCGCGCUGGUCGCAAAUUCGACCAUAAUAGCUAUAGACAAAUCUUGGAAAACAUUUACGAUUUUGUAUGUUUUAGAUAUACUGUUAUUAUUUAUAACGUUAAAGACCACAUCCGACACCGUAAAUAAUAAAGCUCGCG